Messenger RNA from Armigeres subalbatus, 498 nucleotides. RefSeq lists its product as uncharacterized. The transcript has a single exon. The coding region runs from base 1 to 498 and encodes 165 amino acids. NCBI's taxonomy places the organism in Eukaryota, Metazoa, Arthropoda, Insecta, Diptera, Culicidae. The record is from RefSeq and is a predicted model, not a curated record.
AUGACAUUUGGGAGAACCGCACUUUCCCCGACGAGUGGUAGUGAUAGUCACAUGACGGGUCGGGAUUCCUCCAAGUUUCGACCGAUCUCCCUCACCUCCUGUGCCCGUAAGAUCAUGAAGAGGAUGGUCAGCCGCCCGCUCCGUGGAAAAUUGGAAGCAGAUGGAAGAUUCGGCUUCCAACAGCACGCCUUUCGCCCAGGUUAUGGCACCAGCACAUACUUUGCCAGCCUGGGUAGUGUGCUGCAGAGCGCGUAUAACGAAGCCAAGCAUGUUGACCUGGUUUCGAUGGACAUUGCCAAAGCCUUCAGCAGGACCUGGACACCCAUGGUCCUCAACAAAUUACAAGAAUGGGGCACCACUGACAACAUGCUUGCCUUUAUCAAAAACUUAUUGACCGGUACAACCUUUACGGUCCUCAUUGGUGACUCUGCAUCCGGAGAGUAUGCCGAGGAAACUGGGGUCCCCAAGGGUCGGCUCUUGUGGUCACCCUCUUCCUGA